Molecule: messenger RNA, 1155 nt
Organism: Metarhizium album ARSEF 1941
Lineage: Eukaryota; Fungi; Ascomycota; Sordariomycetes; Hypocreales; Clavicipitaceae
Product: Transcriptional activator hac1
Exons: 3
Coding region: 1-1155 (384 amino acids)
Biological process (GO): positive regulation of transcription by RNA polymerase II
Molecular function (GO): DNA-binding transcription factor activity, RNA polymerase II-specific
Source: RefSeq, a predicted model, not a curated record
AUGACUGUCCAGCCAGAAUCCCCAGUGGUCAAGUUCGAGGCCUCCCCGGCCGAGUCGUUCCUGUCGGUGCCCGGUGACAAUUACCCAUCGCUCUUCGCUCCCAGCACUCCAACAUCAACCAUCAAUCCCCUUGAUGUGAUGACUCCCAAGUCCUUCUCGGAAGACAGGCAGACCCCUCAGUUGCCUGCCGUCUCGGAAGAAAACGCGGCCACACCUGGCGCCGAGAAUAUCCCGGCAUCAUCAGAGAAGAAGCCGACCAAGAAGAGAAAAUCAUGGGGUCAAGUCCUACCAGAACCCAAAACUAACCUUCCUCCGAGGAAACGAGCCAAAACGGAAGACGAGAAGGAGCAGCGCCGUGUCGAGCGUGUUCUUCGGAAUCGCCGCGCUGCCCAGUCUUCGCGAGAGCGCAAGCGCCUUGAGGUCGAGGCACUAGAGCAUCGCAACAAGGAGCUCGAGGAGAUGCUCCUCAACGCACAAAAGGCCAAUCUCAUACUGGUGGAGGAGUUGAAUCGGCUCAGACGUGAAUCUGGCGUUGUCACUCCAUCGUCUUCGCCCUUCAAUUCCCAUCUCCGUGACGCUCUGUCACUAUCACAGGAGCUUUUCAGCUCACAAGAUGGGCAUGACCCCUCCACGGACCCGGCCGCCAAUUUGGUAGACCAACUCAUCAAGUCGACUGCAAACCCUACUGUUAAUCCAGCUUCACUGUCUCCUGAGCUGUCACCUGUUCCCGAAGGGCCCAAAACCGAUGAAGCCUCAACGGAGGCGCAGUCUGAUGAACAGAACCUGGCCACCUCUCCCGACCUGACACAACAUCCUGCUGAGAUGUUGUCGGACCUGCAGUGUCACAAGUCGGCGAAGAAUGAUACUUCUAGCAGCCUCGGCGACUCUUUCCGCCUGCCAGAGACCCUUGACACAGAUCGCCAUGUCCUCCAAAGCCACCUUCUCGCUUCUCCCAUCUCCUCAACUAUUGACGACCAUUAUCUGGCUGGUGACUCUCCCAUCUCGGAACAAGAAGACCUCGACUUCAACAUUGACGACUUUCUCAACGACGAGGCCAACCAUGUUGCCUCUGACAUUAUGGCAGCGAGCGACUUUGCCGCUGCGGACCACGGCUUCGAGUCCAAAGUCCACGAACUUGAGAUUCAAGUCCCUUAA